AUGGCCUCCAAUUGUAGUAUCUGUGGUGUUUGUGAAAUUCUUCAGAUUACCAAAUAUUCAGUAGUGUGGUGUUCUGAAUGUGUCCAAGGACUUUGUGGCGAGUGUCAGAAUCAUCACGCUGUCUCCAAGGCAACAAAAAGCCAUGAAACUGUUUCUAUCAACAAAUACAAAAAGUUUCCGACCAAAGUUCUGCAAAUUGCUCAGAAUUGCAAACUUCAUAAUAAGAUGUACGAGGUGUUCUGUAGAAAACACGAUUGUCCAUGCUGUAAACAAUGUGUGAAAUCUCACAACAAUUGUGAAGGUUUAACUGACUUAAAUAAAAUCAUAAAAAACGUAAAAACCUCAAGCGCCGUUAAUGAAAUAGAACAAACCUUGCUAGAAGUCGUCGAUAAUAUUAGACGACUCAGUGCUAACAGGAAAGCCAAUUUAAAAUGCUUAGAAAACAAGAAAAGUGAAAUUGAAGCAGAAAUAAAACAAAUCAGGAUGAAAAUAAAUCACCACCUUGAUAAACUUCAGGAAGACUUGAUUAAAGCAUUAAUGAGAGUUGAAGAAUUAGAAAAGAGAAAAAUAAAAAAAAUAUUGACUUCUCUAAAAAAGAAGGAAAAGGAUAUAGCUGAAGUACAAGACAACUUUGCUAGUAUUAAGCAACAUGCGUCAGAACUCCAAACAUUUCUAACAAUGAAGGACAUCGAGAAAGAUAUUGCAUGCGAAGAAAACUUUAUUCAAUCGAUCGCCAUAAGUGUCUCCUUAAAUCAGGUCAAUAUUUCAUGUCAGAUUGACAAAUCUUUACAGAAAAUAACAGCCAAUGUACCGAAGUUUGGAGAAAUUUCUGUCAGUUCUGAUCCAUGUGAUUUUUCCUUCCCAAAACGCAAGGACAAACAAGCCCAGAUUAUGGUAUCUCCUCCAACCAGAAAUAUAGAUAACCGGACACUGACAUUCCAGAAACAUAUCAAUACAAGGAUGUCAGACGUCUAUGGUUGUUCACUGCUUUCCGAUGAAAAAAUGGUAUUCUCCUCGUACACUGACAAUAACAUAAGAGUACUCACGUCUGACGGAUCGAAGGAUUUCGAAAUAAAGGAUAUUGGUCAAACAGUUGAUGUGGUAUCCAUUGGUGAUGAUUGUAUUGCUGUUACAUCGGGCAAGUCAAAUCAUAUUUUUAUAAUCGACUUAAGGAAGCAGAAACUGAAGAAAGCAAUAAAGGUUAAUUCAAAGAUUGAUGGAGUAGCUUACAAAGAUGGACAUUUGAUUUAUUGUGCCCGGGAGAGAGGAAUACAGAUGAUUAGACUGAAUGACGAAACCAAUACUUAUGUUAGCAAUAUUAAACUACCAGUGUUUGCGUACGUUACAACAUUCGGUGACAAAUUGUUCUACACAAAUUGUGAUGACAGCGUAACCUGCUGUGAUAACCAUGGUCACAUACUGUGGACGUUCUGUGAUAAAAGUGUUUUGCGGUCUCCACAAGGUGUUUCUGUAGACAAUGAUGGUAACGUGUAUGUAGUAGGACGUUAUACUAGCAAUGUUGUUGUUAUCGCUGCUGAUGGACAACACCACAGACAACUUUUAUCAAGUGAAGAUGGUCUGAGCUUCCCUUGGGCUCUGCAUUAUGACACGUCUACCAAUAAAUUGUUAGUUGCAAAUCCAUCAAAUGAAGCGUUUCUGUACGAUGUUAAAUGA
Mytilus trossulus (common blue mussel) is the source of this 1674-nucleotide messenger RNA. RefSeq lists its product as uncharacterized. The transcript has a single exon. The record is from RefSeq and is a predicted model, not a curated record. NCBI's taxonomy places the organism in Eukaryota, Metazoa, Mollusca, Bivalvia, Mytilida, Mytilidae. The coding region runs from base 1 to 1674 and encodes 557 amino acids. Gene Ontology annotation, molecular function: protein binding.